Messenger RNA from Hypoxylon fragiforme, 3213 nucleotides. Its product is annotated as plasma-membrane proton-e. Gene Ontology annotation, cellular component: plasma membrane. Gene Ontology annotation, molecular function: ATP hydrolysis activity; P-type proton-exporting transporter activity; ATP binding. NCBI's taxonomy places the organism in Eukaryota, Fungi, Ascomycota, Sordariomycetes, Xylariales, Hypoxylaceae. The coding region runs from base 1 to 3213 and encodes 1070 amino acids. The transcript has 7 exons. Gene Ontology annotation, biological process: regulation of intracellular pH; proton export across plasma membrane. The record is from RefSeq and is a predicted model, not a curated record.
AUGGACUUCCUGACCCAGCAAAGACAUGGGGAUAGCGUGGCGCCCGACGACGUCGAAGCUCAGGGGGCCAGCCACUCCAAUGGCGCCAGCUACCCGACCGAGCAGGCCGGCGGCGAGGCGGGGGCGGGGCAAAGCACAGGGCUAAGUCCAGAAGCCGCCGCCGCCGCAGGAGGGAACAACAGCAGGCAAUCGGGGGCGGGGCAGAGCGGCGAGCACAUCAGGUUCGGGGAGUACCGGCUGAAGGAGCCGCCCAAGAGCUCGGACCUGAACGAGUACGACGCGCUGGACCGGUUCAUCACGAACUUCGACCAGGAGCGGCGCGCGAGUCUCGCGAGCGCCAUGGGCAGCGGCAAGCGCAAGCUGCCCAAGUGGUGGCAGUUCUGGAAGUCGAGCGAGGGCGAGGGCGUCGAGGGCCAGCAGCCCACCGACAUCGGGAAACCCCCGGACUCCUGGCUCGACACGGACAUCCACACGGGCAUCACCACCGCGCAGGUCGAGGAGCGCCGGCGGCGGUUCGGCUACAACGAGCUGACGGCCGAGAAGGAGAACAUGUUCGCCAAGAUCCUGGGCUACUUUCAAGGGCCGAUUCUUUAUGUUAUGGAGAUCGCGGCUUUACUAGCCGUAGGUCUCGGCGACUGGAUCGACUUUGGUGUCAUCAUUGGCAUUCUUUGUCUCAACGCCUUUGUGGGGUUUUACCAGGAGAAGCAGGCGGCGGACGUUGUAGCAAGUUUGAAGGGUGAUAUUGCUAUGAAGGCACAUGUCAUACGCAACGGUAACGAAGAGCAAAUCUUAGCUAGGGAGUUGGUACCAGGCGAUAUUGUCAUCAUCCAAGAAGGACAAACAGUCCCAGGCGACGCCCAGCUGAUUUGCGACUACGCCCGGCCUCAAGACUUCGAGCAGUUCAAGGAGCUAAGAAACGAAGACAAAUUUGGCGGCGAGGAGGAGGUGACCAACGGAAAGAAGGACAAGUCAAAGGGCGACGAGAAGGACGAUGAGGGAGACUACGAAGAGUCAAUCCACUUCGGUGACCCCCUAGUAGCCUGCGAUCAGUCCGCCAUCACCGGUGAGUCGCUCGCCGUGGACAAAUACAUGGGCGACGUGCUGUACUACACCACGGGUUGCAAGCGCGGAAAAUCCUACGCCGUCGUGACCACCACCGCCAAGUACUCCUUCGUCGGGCGCACCGCGUCCCUGGUUCAAGGUGCCAAAGACCAGGGCCACUUCAAGGCCGUCAUGGACAGCAUCGGAACCUCGCUUUUGGUUCUGGUCAUGUUCUGGAUUCUCGUCGCGUGGAUCGGCGGCUUCUUCCACCACCUCAAGAUCGCGGAGCCGAAUGUCCAGAAUCUGUUGCAUUACACUCUAGUAUUGCUCAUCAUCGGCGUCCCUGUCGGUCUUCCGGUGGUGACAACCACGACCCUCGCAGUUGGUGCCGCCUACCUGGCAAAGCAAAAGGCCAUCGUCCAGAAACUCACGGCUAUUGAAUCCUUAGCAGGCGUCAAUGUUCUCUGCUCCGACAAAACCGGCACCCUCACCGCGAACAAACUCAGCAUCCGCGAGCCCUACGUAGCCGAAGGGCAAGACGUGAACUUCAUGAUGGCUGUCGCCGCCCUCGCCUCAUCACACAACAUCGCCACGCUUGACCCGAUCGACAAGGUGACCAUCUCCACACUAAAACGCUACCCGAAAGCCCGCGAGAUCCUGCGGCAGGGGUGGGUGACGGACAAGUUCACGCCCUUCGACCCGGUCUCCAAGCGCAUCACCACCGAGUGCCACCUCGGCACGGACCGGUACGUGUGCGCCAAAGGAGCGCCUCGCGCCAUCGUCAACCUGGCCAACGUCAGCGAGGAGACGCGAGUCCUGUACAACCAGAAAGCGCGAGAGUUCGCGGCGCGCGGCUUCCGCUCCCUAGGCGUAGCCUACAAGAAGAACGACGAGACGUGGACUCUGCUAGGCCUGCUGUCCAUGUUCGACCCGCCGCGCGAGGACACGGCGCAGACGAUCAUCGAGGCGGCGCACCUGGGGGUGCCCGUCAAGAUGCUGACGGGCGACGCCAUCGCCAUCGCCAAGGAGACGUGCAAGAUGCUGGGCUUGGGCACGAAGGUGUACAACUCCGAGAAGCUGAUCCACAGCGGCUUGACGGGCACGGUCCAGCACGACCUGGUGCAGCGCGCGGACGGGUUCGCAGAGGUGUUUCCGGAGCACAAGUACCAGGUCGUGGAGAUGUUGCAGCAGCGUGGCUCGUUGACGGCUAUGACGGGUGAUGGUGUAAACGAUGCACCCUCUCUUAAGAAAGCCGACUGCGGAAUUGCCGUUGAAGGAUCAUCCGAGGCCGCCCAAGCAGCAGCCGAUAUCGUGUUCCUGGCUCCCGGUCUUAGCACUAUUAUCUUGUCUAUCAAGACCUCUCGCCAGAUCUUCCAACGCAUGAAAGCCUACGUGCAAUACCGCAUCGCCCUCUGCCUGCACCUGGAGAUCUACCUCACGACCUCCAUGGUGAUCAUCAACGAGACGAUCCGCCCGGACCUCAUCGUCUUCAUCGCGCUCUUCGCCGACCUCGCCACCGUCGCCGUCGCCUACGACAACGCGCACGUCGAGCCGCGCCCCGUCGAGUGGCAGCUGAAGAAGAUCUGGGUCAUCAGCGUGAUCCUCGGCUCGCUGCUCGCGGCGGGGACGUGGAUCAUGCGGGGCACAAUGUUCCUGACGAACGGGGGCGUGGUGCAGAACUUCGGGUCGAUCCAGGAGAUCCUCUUCCUCGAGGUCGCCCUGACCGAGAACUGGCUCAUCUUCGUCACGCGCGGCGGGCAGACGUGGCCGUCGUGGCAGCUGGUGUUCGCGAUCCUCGGCGUCGACGCGCUCGCCACCAUCUUCGCCCUGUUCGGCUGGCUGUCCGGCAGCGGCGGAGGCCUGAUGGAGACCACGCCGACGACGCACUUCCGCAACUCGCACAACGGGUGGACCGACAUCGUCACCGUCGUGGUCGUGUGGGCGUACUCGCUCGGCGUCCUCAUCUUCAUCGCCAUCGUCUAUCUUGCGCUCAACAGCUUCUCCUGGAUCAACAACCUCGGCCGCAAGGACCGCAACAAGAAGGACACCCAGAUCGAGAACAUCAUCGGCCACAUUAACAAACUUGCCGUUGAACAUGAGGUCGAUCCCAAGACAGGUCGCGACAAGUACUUCAUCGUGGAGAAGACAGCUGACGACGAUGACGACGUUUAA